Elephantulus edwardii (Cape elephant shrew) is the source of this 3579-nucleotide messenger RNA. RefSeq names its product DAB2 interacting protein (gene DAB2IP). The record is from RefSeq and is a predicted model, not a curated record. Bases 1 to 3579 code for a protein of 1192 amino acids. The transcript has 17 exons. NCBI's taxonomy places the organism in Eukaryota, Metazoa, Chordata, Mammalia, Macroscelidea, Macroscelididae. Gene Ontology annotation, biological process: regulation of GTPase activity.
AUGUCCGCGGGCGGCAGCGCCAGGAAGAGCACCGGGAGGCCCUCCUACUACUACCGACUGCUGCGGCGGCCCCGGCUGCAGCGACAGAGGAGCCGCUCCCGCAGCCGGACCCGGCCUGCCAGGGAGUCGCCCCAAGAAAGGCCGGGCUCCCGGCGCAGCCUGCCCGGGAGCCUCUCAGAGAAGAGCCCCAGCAUGGAGCCCUCGGCGGCCACGCCGUUCCGGGUCACGGGCUUCCUCAGCCGCCGCCUCAAGGGCUCCAUCAAGCGCACCAAGAGCCAGCCCAAGCUGGACCGCAACCACAGCUUCCGCCACAUCCUGCCGGGGUUCCGGAGCGCCACCGCCGCCGCCGCCUCCGCCGUGGACAAUGAGAGGUCCCAUCUGAUGCCGAGACUGAAGGAGUCACGCUCCCACGAGUCAUUGCUAAGCCCCAGCAGCGCGGUGGAGGCACUGGACCUCAGCAUGGAGGAGGAGGUGGUCAUCAAACCCGUACACAGCAGCAUCCUAGGCCAAGACUACUGCUUCGAGGUGACGACGUCAUCAGGAAGCAAGUGUUUUUCCUGCCGAUCAGCAGCUGAGCGGGAUAAGUGGAUGGAGAACCUUCGGCGAGCAGUGCACCCAAACAAGGACAAUAGCCGGCGUGUAGAGCACAUCUUGAAGCUGUGGGUGAUUGAGGCCAAGGACCUGCCGGCAAAGAAGAAGUACCUGUGUGAGCUGUGCCUGGACGACGUGCUGUAUGCCCGCACCACCGGCAAGCUCAAGACGGACAAUGUCUUCUGGGGUGAGCACUUUGAAUUCCACAAUCUACCGCCUCUGCGCACAGUCACCGUUCACCUGUAUCGGGAGACUGACAAGAAGAAGAAGAAGGAGCGCAAUAGUUACCUGGGCCUGGUGAGCCUGCCUGCUGCCUCUGUGGCUGGGCGGCAGUUCGUGGAGAAGUGGUAUCCAGUGGUGACACCCAACCCCAAGGGUGGCAAGGGCCCGGGGCCCAUGAUCCGCAUCAAGGCACGCUACCAGACCAUCACCAUUCUGCCCAUGGAGAUGUACAAGGAGUUUGCUGAACAUAUCACCAACCACUACCUGGGGCUCUGUGCAGCCCUCGAGCCCAUCCUCAGUGCCAAGACCAAGGAGGAGAUGGCGUCUGCCCUGGUGCACAUCCUGCAGAGCACGGGCAAGGUGAAGGACUUUCUCACGGACCUGAUGAUGUCAGAGGUGGACCGCUGUGGGGACAACGAGCACCUCAUCUUCCGGGAAAACACGCUGGCCACCAAAGCCAUUGAGGAGUACCUCAAGUUGGUGGGCCAGAAGUACCUGCAGGACGCGCUAGGUGAGUUCAUCAAAGCGCUGUAUGAGUCGGAUGAGAACUGUGAAGUGGACCCAAGCAAGUGCUCGGCCGCCGACCUCCCUGAGCACCAGGGCAACCUGAAAAUGUGUUGUGAACUGGCCUUCUGCAAGAUCAUCAACUCCUACUGCGUUUUCCCCCGGGAGCUGAAGGAGGUGUUUGCCUCAUGGCGGCAGGAGUGCAGCAGCCGCGGCCGGCCAGACAUCAGCGAACGCCUCAUCAGCGCCUCCCUCUUUUUACGCUUCUUGUGCCCGGCCAUCAUGUCACCCUCACUCUUCAACCUACUGCAGGAGUAUCCCGAUGACCGCACUGCCCGCACACUCACCCUAAUCGCCAAGGUUACCCAGAACCUGGCCAACUUUGCCAAGUUUGGCAGUAAGGAGGAGUACAUGUCAUUCAUGAACCAGUUCCUGGAGCACGAGUGGACCAAUAUGCAACGCUUCCUUUUGGAAAUAGAGGUGGAGGGUUAUCACAGAAGCCUCCUGGAUGAGGUAGUGCAGGUGUGGGAAACCCUGAGCUUCCGUGUGGGCUUUUCUGUCUGCGAGGAUGCGGGGGUAGAACAGCCGAGGAGCAUUGUCUCCAAACUGGGGCCCCUACCUCGGAUCCUGAGGGAUGUCCACACAGCACUGAGUAUCCCAUCCAGCGGGCAGCUGAUGGGGACCAAUGACCUGGCCUCCACGCCUGGCUCUGGCAGCAGCAGCAUCUCAGCUGGGUUGCAGAAGAUGGUGAUUGAGAACGAUCUCUCAGGUCUGAUAGAUUUCACCCGGUUACCAUCUCCAACCCCCGAAAACAAGGACUUGUUUUUUGUCACAAGGUCCUCCGGGGUCCAGCCCUCGCCUGCUCGCAGCUCAAGUUAUUCAGAAGCCAACGAGCCUGAUCUGCAGAUGGCCAAUGGUGGCAAGAGCUUGUCAAUGGUGGACCUGCAAGAUGCCCGCACCCUGGAUGGGGAGGCAGGCUCCCCGGCUGGCCCCGACACACUCACCAGUGAUGGGCAGGUGCCUACAACUCAGCUGGUGGCAGGGUGGCCCACCCGGGCAGCGCCAGUGAACCUAACAGGGCUGGCCACAGUGCAGCGGGCAGGCCAAACACCAACCACACCAGGCACCUCGGAGGGUGCGCCCGGCCGGCCCCAGCUGUUGGCACCACUCUCCUUCCAGAACCCUGUGUACCAGAUGGCAGCUGGCUUGCCGCUGUCGCCGCGUGGCCUUGGCGACUCGGGCUCUGAGGGCCACAGCUCUCUGAGCUCGCACAGCAACAGUGAGGAGUUAGCAGCUGCUGCCAAGCUGGGCAGUUUCAGUGCUGCCGCCGAGGAGCUAGCGCGGCGGCCUGGGGAACUGGCACGGCGGCAGAUGUCACUGACUGAAAAGGGCGGGCAGCCUACGGUGCCUCGGCAGAACAGUGCCGGGCCCCAGCGGAGGAUUGAUCAGCCACCUCCACCACCACCUCCACCACCCCCUGCUCCCCGUGGCCGGACACCACCCAACCUGCUGAGCACCCUACAGUACCCACAACCCUCAAGUGGAACCCUGGCAUCAGCCUCACCUGAUUGGGCUGGGCCCGGAGCCCGCCUGCGACAGCAGUCCUCCUCCUCCAAGGGUGACAGCCCAGAGCUGAAGCCUCGCGUGGUGCACAAACAGGGCCCUUCACCUGUGAGCCCCAAUGCCCUGGACCGCACGGCCGCUUGGCUCUUGACCAUGAACGCGCAGUUGUUAGAAGACGAGGGCCUGGGCCCAGACCCCCCCCACAGGGAUAGGCUAAGGAGUAAGGAGGAGCUCAGCCAAGCAGAAAAGGACUUGGCAGUGCUGCAGGACAAGUUGCGAAUCUCCAACAAGAAGCUGGAGGAGUAUGAGACCUUGUUCAAGUGCCAGGAGGAGACGACGCAAAAGCUGGUGCUGGAAUACCAAGCGCGGCUGGAGGAGGGUGAGGAGCGGCUACGGCGGCAGCAGGAAGACAAAGACAUCCAGAUGAAAGGCAUCAUCAGCAGGUUGAUGUCAGUAGAGGAAGAACUAAAGAAAGACCACGCAGAGAUGCAAGCAGCUGUAGACUCCAAACAGAAGAUCAUUGAUGCCCAGGAGAAGCGCAUUGCCUCGCUGGAUGCUGCCAACGCCCGUCUCAUGAGCGCCCUGACACAGCUGAAAGAGAGGUACAGCAUGCAAGCCCGUAACGGCAUCUCCCCCACCAACCCCACCAAAUUGCAGAUUACUGAGAACGGCGAGUUCAGAAACAGCAGCAAUUGUUAA